This is a messenger RNA of Lachancea thermotolerans CBS 6340, 2043 nucleotides long. It is a transcript of the gene TKL1, whose product is annotated as transketolase TKL1. Lineage: Eukaryota; Fungi; Ascomycota; Saccharomycetes; Saccharomycetales; Saccharomycetaceae. The transcript has a single exon. Gene Ontology annotation, molecular function: transketolase activity. The coding region runs from base 1 to 2043 and encodes 680 amino acids. The record is from RefSeq and is a predicted model, not a curated record. Gene Ontology annotation, biological process: pentose-phosphate shunt. Gene Ontology annotation, cellular component: cytosol.
AUGUCCAACUUUUCCGACAUCGAUAGACUUGCCAUCUCUACCAUCAGACUGCUGUCUGUGGACCAGGUCGCUGCGGCCAACUCCGGUCACCCAGGUGCUCCCCUAGGUCUGGCGCCUGCCGCGCACGUCAUCUGGAAGCAGAUGAGACUGAACCCAAAGAACCCUGAGUGGAUCAACCGCGACCGUUUCGUGUUGUCCAACGGCCACGCUUGCGCGCUGUUGUACUCCAUGCUGCACUUGUCCGGCUUCGACUUCUCGAUCGAGGACCUGCAAAGCUUCCGUCAGCUGGGCUCCAAGUGCCCUGGUCACCCAGAGUUCGAGCUGCCCGGCGUCGAGGUCACCACCGGUCCCCUGGGCCAGGGUAUCUCCAACGCUGUGGGUAUCGCCAUCGCGCAGGCCAACUUCGCGGCUACCUACAACAAGCCUAACUACACUCUGAGUGACUCGUUCACCUACGCGUUCCUCGGUGACGGCUGUCUGCAGGAGGGUGUCUCCUCUGAGGCCUCCUCCCUGGCCGGCCACCUGAAGCUCGGUAACCUGAUUGCCUUCUACGACGACAACCAGAUCACUAUUGACGGUAACACCAACGUUUCCUUCACCGAGGACGUCGCCAAGCGUUACGAGGCCUACGGCUGGGAGGUUCUGCACGUCCAGAACGGUAACGAGGACUUAGACGGUAUCCUCGAGGCCCUCAACCAGGCCAAGAAGUCCCAGGACAAGCCUACCCUUAUCAAGAUGACCACCACCAUUGGUUUCGGUUCUCUGAACGCCGGCUCCCACUCCGUUCACGGUUCUCCAUUGAAGCCUGACGAUGUCAAGCAAUUGAAGACCGCUCUUGGCUUCAACGCUGACCAGUCUUUCGUCGUCCCACAGGAAGUCUACGACUUCUACAAUAAGGAGAUCAUCCAGCCCGGCCAGCAGCUGAACGAGGCCUGGAACAAGACCCUCGAGGAGUACUCCGCCAAGUACCCUGAGUUGGCCGCCGAGCUCAAGAGAAGAAUCUCCGGUGAGCUGCCACAGGGCUGGGAGUCAGCUCUGCCUCUCUAUACCCCUAAGGACUCUGCCGUCGCCACCAGAAAGUUGUCCGAGAUCGUUCUGCAGAACAUCCAGGGCACUCUGCCAGAGAUGAUCGGUGGUUCUGCCGACUUGACCCCAUCCAACUUGACCAGAUGGAAGGAGGCCGUCGACUUCCAGCCCCCAUCCACUGGUCUAGGUGACUACGCUGGUAGAUACAUCAGAUACGGUGUCAGAGAGCACGGUAUGGGCGCUAUCAUGAACGGUAUCUCCGCUUUCGGUGCCAACUACAAGGCUUACGGUGGUACUUUCUUGAACUUCGUCUCCUACGCCUCCGGUGCCGUCAGACUUUCUGCUCUGUCCGGCCACCCAGUCAUCUGGGUCGCCACCCACGACUCCAUCGGUCUAGGUGAGGACGGUCCAACCCACCAGCCUAUCGAGACCUUGGCCCACUUCAGAGCUUUGCCAAACAUGCAGGUCUGGAGACCAGCCGACGGUAACGAAGUUUCUGCCGCCUACAAGGUCGCAUUGACCCAUAAGCACACUCCAGCCGUCAUUGCUUUGUCCAGACAAAACUUGCCUCAGUUGGAGGGCAGCUCUAUUGAGAAGGCUUCUAAGGGUGGUUACGUCUUGCAGGAGGUUGACAACGCUGACAUCACUUUGGUCUCCACUGGUUCUGAAGUGAGCAUCACUGUCGAGGCCGCUAAGGUUUUGGCUGGCAAGAACAUCAAGGCGCGUGUCGUCUCCUUGCCAGACUUCCACACUUUCGACCAACAGCCAGAGGAGUACCAGCUGUCUGUCUUCCCAGACGGCGUCCCAAUUAUGUCUAUUGAGGUGUUGUCCACUUCUGGCUGGUCCAAGUACGCUCACGAAUCUUUCGGUUUGGACAGAUUCGGUGCCUCCGGUAAAGCUCCUGAAAUCUACAAGGCUUUCGAGUUUACUCCAGAGGGCAUCUCCACCAGAGCCGAGAAGACCAUUGCUUUCUACAAGAACAAGCAAGUUACUUCUCCUCUGCACAAACCUUUCUAA